GCUUUCCGUCAUCCCAUUUGGGCGGGAGAGGAGCAGGAGUGUUCCUGGAGGGCGAAGCGAGGAAGAUGAGCUCCUUCCCAUUCGAAAGCCCUAACUCAGGCAGGCGUUGGCGAUUCACUUGGGAAAGUCUGGCUCAUAUCCCCAUACUCCGUCUCUACCUCUUCAACCUAGAGAUCGGCGAUACCUCUGCCGUCUGCCGCUUUCUCGAGGGCUCGCUCAGGCUCGACCGUUCCCUCCUCCUUGUUUCUUGGCGGCUUGACGACGAAGCAACCUUUAGCAACGGGAGAUCAUUCCUUUCGAUACCGGUUCCUAGAGUUCUGAUUGAUCCGGGAUGCCCCGUCGAAGUCAAGGCGAUGGGAGACCAUAUCGAAGCAAAGCUUAUUCUCCUUCUUCCAGUGGAUCAUCCCGUGGAGGCAGAGCUAUGGAGCGCUCCUGGGAUAGAGGUCAAUAGGAGCCUGUCUCUUUCUAUGGGUUCUGAUAUAGAGAAAUUUUCUUCUGAAGGGGUGAAUUUUUUCUGCAAGUCCUGCUCAACAAAGUUAACCAGGCAACCUCUCAGAAACUUUGUGGAAGUUCCAUCAAUGAAUUGGCAAGAGGUGGCUGAUAAUUGGUUUGGGGGAUGUUGCUCAUUUGGAGGAGUAAGUGAAAAGUUGGUAUCUAAGUACUUGGAAACUUUUGAUUUUAAAGAGGGAACGUGUUUGUUAGAUAGAGCUUCAGCUGCUGUCUGUGAGCAUGAUCUUGAAGGUACUGUCUUGGAAAGUGCCACUUUAGAUUUCACAGUGAAAUAUUCUGAAUCCAAUGAUACUAGUGCUGUGAGUUGUGAUUUUGUUGCAUCACGAGCAUGUCCAGGCACUGAAGCACAUGUAGUGGAUCUAUCUUCAAAUGCUUAUAGUAAUCAGCUUGGUUUGGUUGGAGCACAAAAUGAUAUCAACAUGGAUUGCUUGAAGCCUAAUUUUAAUCAUUUUUCACUACGUAAUGAGAAAACAUUUACAGACGCUAUUGGUGAAAGGAUUUCAAAAUGUGACUUCUAUUGUUGCAUCACUGAGAAAGCACAAACAUCUGGCCAUGCUGAUGGAAGAACUGAAUCUGAAGCAUCAACAUACAGUGCCCAACAAUCUUUAAAAGUUUAUGGAAGUGGUUUUAUGGUUACCCCUGCCAAUCUUUCAAAUGAUGUAGAGUGCUUUGAAUUUUCUUGUAGACAUUGUUCAUCUCCUCUGGGUUCUUAUUCAUGUGUACAGGGUAGAACCGGUCCAGUAGUUGGUGGAAUUCGAUUAUUUAAGUGUUACAUAUCCACUUCUACUCCUGCUGGUGCUCCUGAUGAUACAUUCAAGAAUUAUACUCUGGAAAAUAUAUUUUCACAUCUUCUAAUUGAGGGAGCACGAGAUGAAUUAUCAUUCCGUACUAUGGUUUGUGAUCUGAGGACAAAGUUCCCAAUGCUGCAAAUUGUCCUCUUGAAUUCAAGAGCUUGGUGCUGCUCUGGCUUUUGCUAUGAAAAUACUGUAACAAGAGAACUUCCUGCAAUGCAUAUGCAACCUGUCGUUAAAGUUCUUUUUUCUGAUCGCAGUACUCCCACAGAAGCCAAUUCAAUGAUUAAUAAAGAUUGGUCAGGCAGGACUGGAACCGAAGAAGUGUACAUGAUGAAUCGUGAGAUAGAAGAACUUAGAAGAUCAUUGAAAUCAUCAAUUGCCAAACUUCCGCAUUCAUGCACUUCUUUGCAAGGAAUGUCUCUGUCAUUCCUCGGAAGAUAAGAAAAAUUUGUCAUCUGCCUAUAUUUUAUGUAACUCGUAGUCGUGACAGAAUUAUUUAUUACCAUUUUGAAUUAUUGAAAGUAUUUUAUAUGCCAUAUUGUUUAAUUUGUUGACAAAGAAUGCCUUGGGAUGACUGCGAAGGUGUACUAUGCUAUACAAAAGAAGAAAGAUGAUAAUGACUGUGACUAUAUGCCAUACUGCUUUACUCAGCCAAAAAAUUUCUGAAA
Molecule: messenger RNA, 1972 nt
Organism: Phalaenopsis equestris
Lineage: Eukaryota; Viridiplantae; Streptophyta; Magnoliopsida; Asparagales; Orchidaceae
Exons: 6
Coding region: 66-1745 (559 amino acids)
Biological process (GO): protein autoubiquitination; protein monoubiquitination; protein polyubiquitination
Cellular component (GO): cytosol; nucleus; ubiquitin ligase complex
Molecular function (GO): ubiquitin conjugating enzyme binding; ubiquitin protein ligase activity; cyclin binding
Source: RefSeq, a predicted model, not a curated record